AAGGCGUACUGAGAUGGGAUUGGACAAAGGUUUGUCGCUUUAACGCAUGUGAACUGACCGGCAGGAGCGCAUCCUUUUCAUUUUACGAAAGAUCGUCGUCGCUGUUAUUCAACCUCGUCGUCUUUUCCGAAGUCAUUAACAACAGGUGAGCCAUGCCAUCCGUACCCUCCAGUACAGACAAUGGUGGCCUGGCCCAAAUCUGCCCGCAUGCUGCCAAGAUGAUGCUCCUCGGUGGUGACGUCAAAGCCAAUGGGGAGGCCAUCUUAAACGGCGACGCCAAACUGAAGAUGACCGGAGAGAACGGUCGUCACGUGUCCAAUGGACAUACAAAUGGAGAAGGCAAUGGCAUGGCCCAGGUGCAUGCGGAGCUGGGCGCUGAGGACGAGAAUGGAGAGGAGGGACCAAUGGAAAGGAAGUGGAUCAGGCCGGACCUGCCCAGCAGAUGCUCCUGGAGACUUGGAGGCCCCAACCUAGGCAACCCUCACCACCACGUGGAAAGGGCAAAGCCUCCCAGCAUUCUGCCAAACAUCUUGACGAGAAUUGGAGACACCCCUCUUGUCCGUAUCAAUAAGAUCCCUAAGGCCUUUGGUCUGAAGUGUGAGCUCUUGGCAAAAUGCGAGUACUUCAACGCCGGCGGCAGUGUAAAGGACCGCAUCAGCCUGCGCAUGGUGGAGGAUGCGGAGAGGGAAGGGAUCCUCAAACCUGGAGACACCAUCAUCGAGCCCACCUCCGGCAACACAGGCAUAGGUCUGGCUCUGGCUGCCGCCGUGAAGGGCUACCGCUGCAUCAUUGUCAUGCCGGAGAAGAUGAGCAUGGAGAAGGUGGACGUACUGCGUGCCCUGGGUGCCGAGAUCGUCCGAACACCCACCGCCGCUCGUUUCGACUCCCCGGAGUCUCACGUGGGUGUGGCCUGGCGGCUGAAGAACGAGAUCCCCAAUGCCCACAUCCUGGACCAGUACCGUAACCCCAGCAACCCCCUGGCCCACUACGACACCACCGCUGAGGAGAUCCUGGAGCAGUGUGACGGAAAGGUGGACAUGCUGGUGGCAGGAGCUGGCACCGGUGGCACCAUCACUGGCAUUGCCCGCAAGCUGAAGGAGAGAUGCCCCAACAUCAAGAUUAUUGGUGUGGACCCCGAGGGCUCCAUCUUGGCAGAACCGGAGGAACUGAACGUCACAGAUAAGACCCAGUACGAAGUGGAGGGCAUUGGCUACGACUUCAUCCCAACUGUGUUGGACCGAUCGGUGAUCGAUGGCUGGUACAAAUCGAAUGACGACGAGUCUUUCGCUAUGUCGCGCAUGCUCAUCCGAGAUGAAGGACUCUUGUGUGGGGGCAGUUCUGGGACGGCCAUGGCUGCUGCUGUGAAUGUGGCCAAGGAGCUGAAGGAGGGUCAGCGCUGUGUGGUCAUUCUGCCCGACUCCAUUCGCAAUUACAUGUCCAAAUUCCUGAGUGAUAAGUGGAUGUGUGACAAGGGCUUUCUGAGAUAUGAAGACCUGAUGGUGAAGAAACCUUGGUGGUGGAACCUGACACUGCAGGUGCUACGCCUGUCCGCUCCUCUGACCGUCCUGCCCACCGUCACCUGUCAGAAGACCAUCAAGAUCCUGAAGGAGAAGGCCUUCGACCAGGCCCCAGUGGUGGACGAGACUGGGGUGAUUCAGGGCAUGGUCACUCUGGGGAACAUGCUCUCCUCUGUGCUGGCUGGGAAGGUCAAGCCAUCGGACCCUGUGAGCAAGGUUCUGUACAAGCAGUUUAAACAGGUGCGGCUGACUGAUAACCUGGGCAAACUCUCUCGUAUCCUGGAGACUGAUCACUUCGCCCUGGUGGUGCACGAACAGAUCCAAUCCGUGUCUGCAGCCAGCAGCUCUAGUCCAGUGAGUCCGUCCACCGAGCCCUGCAUGGCAAAUGGGCAGUGUUCAGAGGACAUGACGGAUGGCUCGCCAACGCUCAAGCAGAUGGUGUUCGGGGUCGUGACGGCCAUCGACCUUCUCAACUACGUGACCACGCGGGAGCGGAGGGAGCGGUCCCUGUCUGAGUGCUCCAUGACCAGCAAUGACGAGCAGUGACCACAUGUAUGGACUACUUCUGAUGUUCUGCAUUUGACUAAUCAGACCUUUUCUGCAUUUCCUCUCUUGGUACAUGUCAUAAAUUCUUGCACUAUGACAAGUUCUUUCCAUCAAGCUUGGGAAAAAAUCAGUCGGUACUACCAAAAAAUUACUGUAUUACUGUUUAGUCGAGAAUGUAUAGAAAUAUAUAUGAUUUAUCUGUUUAUUUUGCCUUGCGUCAUAAUAAGGGUUCUUUGGCCAGCAAAAUCUAGCAAUCUCCUUUUGUUGUUGUCCAUAACGUCAGCAUUUUAUUCUUUCAUGAGUACUACAUUGAAAACAGAAUGCACAGUAGAUUUAGUGAACCAAAGCCUAGCACCAGAGCAAGCGCACACAUUAUAAUCCCAUUGGAAAGUGUAUAUAUUUGAUACUUUUGAGACACUUGUCUUUUUGUCUUGGGACUUCCAAAUAUCUAUGAUAUUGUUUAUGAGGCCAUGCGAAAAUGUCAUAGCUCAUACUUCAUUUCAUGAUCAAUGGUGUUAUACUGAAAGAAAAAAAGCCCUACACUUAAUUUCCGACUGGCAUUCAUUCAGGGGUAUGCUGCCACCUGGUGACAGAAAAAGGUAGCACAGUUAUUGGUCAAAUGUGAUUGACAGGGUUGAAGAAUUGGCUCACAAAGUCCUCUAAACGCAAGUACUAAGGUGUGUUUGGCAGACACCAAACAGCUCCCAACCAAGGUGACUUGUGUUGGUUAAUUUCUUUCUUGUAUUGAGACAAGAUCUUUUAAAAAAAAAAUGUUUUAGUUUUGAUGGGUGUAUUUAAAGAGAGUACUUGAGGUUAGGUUUAUACAGACAGAUCUUUUAUAGAGAUCUCCAUGUAUGGAACAGGGUUGUUUUUUUUUUUUUUUUUUUUUGGGGGGGUGGGGUUAUUUUCUUACGCUUACAAUGUAUGGUAUUGACUACAUGUAAAAUGAAUAAAUGUAUCUGAAAUUAGAUUAAAUGUGUCAUUUCUUGAAUUCUAGAGGGUUAAAAUACAGAGUGAUUGAGAAUAAAGAAAUUAAAAAUGAAUGAAUCAUAUGCUUCAGUUUUUCUUCAGUUAUUCUUUUUGUGUUUUUCCCCCAUCUGUUUUGCUUUGUAGUUGAUGCUUAUGUGUACAAACCAAUGUAAGUACCUUAGUUUUGUGUUUUUUGUUUCCCAAUGUCUCAUGUCUUUUGUAAUUGCAUAAGUUUGCUUCAAAUAAAGAUUUUCUCUUCUGAUGCGA
This is a messenger RNA of Alosa sapidissima (American shad), 3299 nucleotides long. RefSeq names its product cystathionine beta-synthase-like protein. Gene Ontology annotation, cellular component: cytoplasm. Gene Ontology annotation, molecular function: cysteine synthase activity; cystathionine beta-synthase activity. Bases 153 to 2063 code for a protein of 636 amino acids. The transcript has 16 exons. The record is from RefSeq and is a predicted model, not a curated record. NCBI's taxonomy places the organism in Eukaryota, Metazoa, Chordata, Actinopteri, Clupeiformes, Clupeidae.